Messenger RNA from Octopus bimaculoides (California two-spot octopus), 1037 nucleotides. Its product is annotated as low molecular weight phosphotyrosine protein phosphatase. Gene Ontology annotation, molecular function: acid phosphatase activity; non-membrane spanning protein tyrosine phosphatase activity. Gene Ontology annotation, biological process: protein dephosphorylation. The record is from RefSeq and is a predicted model, not a curated record. NCBI's taxonomy places the organism in Eukaryota, Metazoa, Mollusca, Cephalopoda, Octopoda, Octopodidae. Gene Ontology annotation, cellular component: cytoplasm.
UUUGAAAUGAUAUCAAAUGAACGUUUAAAAACUUUAACGGUGAAUUGUCACUUCCAAGGCGACGCUCGUCAACAAGAGAGCAGUUACGUAUUUUUCGACCUGCUGGGAACAGUGGUCAAAUCUUCCUCAUAUCACCUCCUACUGUCUUUUAAAAGAGGCAAGUUGGAUGACGUACUUCUGGAUAUACAAAAUACUGGACAGUUACAGCUGGAGUAGCCGGAAUAGGUCUGAUAUGGAGCUAAACAACAUCAUUCACCGGUAGGAACCAAAAACAAACACACACAAACUGAUAUUGCAACCGGCUGCAACACGCUCUAUCACAAAGGGAGAGCACUCUAUUAUCAUACUUCACCAUGGACGGAGAGAAGAAGAAAGUACUGUUCGUUUGCUUAGGUAAUAUUUGCCGUUCACCAAUGGCACAUGCCAUUUUCGAGCAUCUUCUGAAAGAAAAGAAUCAACAUAACAUGUGGGAAGUUGAUAGUGCAGCCAUUGGAGAUUGGCACAUUGGAAAACAGCCCGAUGAAAGAGCCUUGAAAGUUUUGAAAGAAAACGGCAUAAAUUUUAGACAUACUGUAAGACAAAUUACUAAAAGUGAUUUCAAAACAUAUGACCAUAUUUUUGGAAUGGAUGAACAAAAUAUGCAAGAUCUGUCUAUGGUUUGUGGCAGCAACAAACAGAAAGCAAAAGUUGAACUUUUAGGAAAAUGGGAUCCACAGAAAGUCCUCAUUAUUCCAGAUCCAUAUUUUGAUACACAAGCUGAGUUUUACCCUGUAUAUGACCAGUGUUAUCGUUGCUGUAAAGCAUUUUUAGAAUCUUUUAAUUAACUCUAACGAAACUGUCUGGACUCUUCAAGGACUUUGCUAAGAAUCAUGCAAGCUUUAAAUUUCUUACAAAUCUGGACAAACGAGCUCUAAAUUUCUUAUAAUUAUGGACAAAAUAUCUUUAAAUAUCUUUUGAGUGAUUAUUGAAAAAACUUAAUGAAUUAAUUCUAAAAAUGUUAAAAUCUUUAAAACAAUAAUAAAGUCUCUAUAACUUUU